AUGGCCCUGUCCGCAUCUCUGGGCCCUAGACCCCACUCAGAGCCCCUCGAUCAUCCCCCUGGAGCACCUGGGGAACUGGACAUUGCUGGAUGCACUAUUUGCCCUGCUCCUGAAAAGGAAAGAAUCAGGCUAGAUCAAGCCCAGAAACUGGGGCAGGACUCUUUGGACCUUCCGGAGCACUUCCAGGGUGGCCUGAGGAGCACUGAGCCUAGUGCCGGUCACCCCAGAUUACCAACAACCUCUUCCCAUGACAGUCCUGCUGGGGGCAAACACCAUGAGAGCCCCAUCUCUGGCCAGGAAGUAUUGGAAGCUGAGCAGGAGAGCCUGCAUCUUUGCCUACUGGGCCUGAGCCUCCAGCUGCAGGAUCUAGAGCAAGGCCUGGGGCCCCGGACAUUGGCCCAGAGUGAGAUGGUCCAGCUGCAGGCCCUACAGGCAGACUUACGCGGGGCAGCGGAGCGUGUGGAUGCACUGCUGGCAUUCAGUGAGGGGCUAGGACAGCGGAGUGAGCCUCAAGCCCCGGCAUCCCUGCAGCAAGUCCUGAGGGCCCUCGGAACCCACCGAGACAGCAUCUUCUGGCGGCUGUGGCAGCUGCAGGCCCAGCUGGUCAGCUAUAGCCUGGUGUUCCAGGAGGCCAUCACACUGGACCAGGAUUUGGAGGUCGAGGUGGACUCAGACUGGCCAGGACCUGGUGGAGUCUGGGGGCCCUGGGCACCCAGUAGCCUCCCCACUCCUGCAGAGUUAGAAUGGGACCCAGCAGGGGAUGUUGGGGGCUUUGGGCCCUCGGGGCAAAAGACAGCCUGGACACCAGGGGCUUCCUGUGAGCUGUGUGGCCACAGGGGCCCCCAGAGCUGGGGACAAGGCCCUGAGGUGAGACCCCCUCACCUCUCUCCACAGGAUGUCCUCAUGUUGGGUCUCAGCCACCAGAAACACUUAGCAGGUCACCAAAGAUGCUCCCUGCUCCAGAAGUCUCAGAACAAGAAGCAAGCAUCUUCCAAUCUCCAGGAUGUGAUGCUGGAGGUAGAUUCUGGAGGCCCUGCUUCUAUGUCCAGGAGGCCCCUGACCUACCUCCUCCUUCUCCUCUUCCUUCUCCUGGUGGGUGCCACGUUGCUCCUGCCCCAGUUGGGGGGCCUCUGCUGUUCUCCUGCCCGACUUGCCAGGACACCUUACUUGGUGCUCAGCUAUGUUAAUGGCCCUCCCCCAGUCUGA
Molecule: messenger RNA, 1206 nt
Organism: Pteronotus mesoamericanus
Lineage: Eukaryota; Metazoa; Chordata; Mammalia; Chiroptera; Mormoopidae
Gene: SYNE4
Product: spectrin repeat containing nuclear envelope family member 4
Exons: 8
Coding region: 1-1206 (401 amino acids)
Biological process (GO): establishment of epithelial cell apical/basal polarity
Cellular component (GO): nuclear outer membrane; nuclear envelope; meiotic nuclear membrane microtubule tethering complex
Source: RefSeq, a predicted model, not a curated record